This is a messenger RNA of Dermatophagoides farinae (American house dust mite), 875 nucleotides long. The record is from RefSeq and is a predicted model, not a curated record. NCBI's taxonomy places the organism in Eukaryota, Metazoa, Arthropoda, Arachnida, Sarcoptiformes, Pyroglyphidae.
UCCCAUUCAACGAUCAUCGAUUCAUGGAAAUUUCAACAAUCAUGGAAAAAAAGAAAAUGCAAUCAAGAUUCAAAUACUAUUCAAUGUUGUGAUUUUGAUGAUUGUCGAUUUCGAACGGCUAAUAAAGAUGAAAUGUUGAUUCAUAAAAAAAUUAACCACUUUCAAAUAUGUAAACGUUUUAACGAUGGAUUUCUAAUGGAUUCACCUGAAGAGAUAUCAAAAUGGCGAGCUGAACGUCGAUCUAAAUUUCCACGUUUAUCGAACAUUAUCAAUAAUGAUGAUGGCGAUGGUGAUGAUCAUGGCCAGAAAAGUAGCCAUCCGUAUCGAAUACAUAAUCAAAAUUAUCGUAGUAAUAAUUUUCGUGAUCGUCGAAAAUUUCAACGCCAUUCAUUUUCAUCUUUACAAAAAAAUCAUUCGAAAAAUCGUCCUCACAAUCAAAUUCAACGUAAUCCAUCGAAAAAUGAACGCAAAAACCACAUACCAUCUACACUUUCAAAAAUCUCAUUGCCUACAUCUGAACCUUGUUCAUCAUCAUCAUCAUCACUAAAUCUACUUUCCGGUUAUGCUAGUAGUAGUAGUAGUGAACAUUCGGAUUCUGAUGAAUUGAAACAAAAUGAACAUCAUACGCUAAUAUCAUCAAUGCAAAAUAAAAACAAAAAUCAAAAUGGCAAUAAAACUAUUUCAAAUAAUAAUAAAAAACGUACACCAAAAUUAUAUCGGCAAUCAAUAUUACAAUAUUCAAAUUUAAAUCUAUUUCAAAAAUUAAUGCUACAAGAUGUACGAAAAGUAAAAUCUGAAUUAUUACAAACAUUGAAAUUAUUGGUGGAUACAAAUUUCCUUGAAACAAAAUAAUAACUUUUUUUAAUUAAAUUAUU